AGACCGAGGGGGCUUGCUUUUCCGCUGCCCCGUGGCUCCGGCUCAGCUCCGACAGGAAGGCGAGGCUUCCGCCCAGCCCAGGGGAUGUCCAGCUCGCCGCUGUCCAAGAAACGUCGCGUGUCCGGGCCUGAUCCAAAGCCGGGUUCUAACUGCACCCCUGCCCACUCCGUGCUGUCCAAAGUACCCUCGGUGCCAACCAACGGAAUGGCGAAGAACGGCAGUGAAGCGGACAUAGACGAGAGCCUUUACUCCCGGCAGUUGUAUGUGCUAGGCCAUGAGGCAAUGAAGCGACUCCAGACAUCCAGCGUGCUGGUUUCGGGCCUGCGGGGCUUAGGAGUAGAGAUUGCCAAGAACAUCAUCCUUGGUGGGGUCAAGGCUGUCACUCUUCAUGACCAGGGCACUGCUCAGUGGGCUGACCUCUCCUCCCAGUUCUACCUACGAGAGGAGGACAUUGGCAAAAACCGGGCUGAGGUAUCACAACCUCGCCUUGCUGAACUCAACAGCUACGUCCCUGUCAGCGCCUACACUGGGCCCCUCGUUGAGGACUUCCUUAGUGGCUUCCAGGUGGUGGUCCUUACCAACACCCCCCUGGAGGACCAGCUGCGAGUGGGUGAGUUCUGUCACAGCCAUGGUAUCAAGCUGGUGGUGGCAGACACACGUGGCCUGUUUGGGCAGCUCUUCUGUGAUUUUGGAGAAGAAAUGAUCCUCACGGAUCCCAAUGGGGAGCAGCCGCUGAGUGCUAUGGUUUCUAUGGUCACCAAGGACAGCCCUGGUGUGGUUACGUGCUUGGAUGAGGCUCGACAUGGGUUUGAGAGUGGCGACUUUGUCUCCUUUUCGGAAGUACAGGGCAUGAUCGAACUCAACGGAAAUCAUCCUAUAGAGAUCAAAGUCCUGGGUCCGUAUACUUUCAGCAUUUGUGACACCUCCAAUUUCUCUGACUAUGUCCGGGGAGGCAUCGUCAGUCAAGUCAAAGUACCGAAAAAGAUUAGCUUUAAAUCCUUGCUGGCUUCACUGGUGAACCCUGACUUUGUAUUAACGGACUUUGCCAAGUAUUCUCGUCCGGCCCAGCUGCACAUUGGCUUCCAGGCCCUGCACCGGUUUUGUGCUCUGCAUGGCCGACCACCUCGGCCUCACAAUGAUGAAGAUGCACUGGAACUGGUGGCCCUAGCACAGGCUGUGAAUGCACAAGCCAGACCAUCAGUGCAGCAAGAGAGCCUGGACGAGGACCUUAUUCGGAAGUUGUCAUAUGUGGCUGCUGGUGAUCUGGCGCCCAUCAAUGCUUUCAUUGGGGGCCUAGCUGCCCAGGAGGUCAUGAAGGCCUGCUCAGGGAAGUUCAUGCCCAUCAUGCAGUGGCUGUACUUUGAUGCCCUGGAGUGUCUUCCUGAGGACAAAGAUGCCCUCAGAGAGGACAAGUGCCUACCGAGGCAGAACCGUUAUGAUGGGCAGGUGGCUGUGUUCGGCUCAGACAUACAGGAGAAGUUGGGCAAGCAGAAAUACUUCCUGGUGGGUGCAGGGGCCAUUGGCUGUGAACUGCUCAAGAACUUCGCCAUGAUUGGACUGGGCUGUGGAGAGGGUGGGGAAAUCGUCGUCACAGACAUGGACACCAUUGAGAAGUCCAAUCUGAACCGACAAUUUCUGUUCCGGCCCUGGGACGUCACGAAGUUGAAGUCUAACACUGCUGCAAUAGCCGUGCACCAAAUGAACCCACACAUCCGGGUGAUGAGCCACCAGAACCGCGUGGGCCCUGACACAGAGCGCAUCUAUGACGACGAUUUCUUCCAAAAUCUGGAUGGUGUGGCCAAUGCCCUGGACAACGUGGAUGCCCGCAUGUACAUGGACCGCCGCUGUGUGUAUUACCGGAAGCCCCUGCUGGAGUCGGGCACACUAGGCACCAAGGGCAAUGUGCAAGUGGUGAUCCCGUUUCUGACAGAGUCCUACAGUUCUAGCCAGGACCCCCCAGAGAAGUCCAUCCCCAUCUGCACACUGAAGAACUUCCCCAAUGCCAUCGAGCACACCCUGCAGUGGGCUCGGGAUGAGUUUGAAGGGCUCUUCAAGCAGCCAGCAGAAAAUGUUAACCAGUACCUUACAGACCCCAAGUUUGUGGAGCGAACACUGCGACUGGCAGGUACCCAACCACUGGAGGUGCUGGAGGCUGUACAGCGUAGCUUGGUGCUGCAGCGACCACAGAACUGGGCCGAUUGUGUGACCUGGGCCUGCUACCACUGGCACACCCAGUACUCCAACAACAUCCGGCAGCUCCUACACAAUUUCCCUCCCAACCAGCUCACAAGCUCAGGAGCUCCGUUCUGGUCUGGGCCCAAGCGAUGUCCACACCCUCUUACCUUUGAUGUCAACAAUCCUCUGCACUUGGACUACGUGAUGGCUGCCGCCAACCUGUUUGCUCAGACCUAUGGGCUGACCGGUUCUAAGGACCGAAUUGCUGUGACUGCACUCCUACAGUCUGUGCACAUCCCUGAAUUCACCCCCAAGUCUGGUGUCAAGAUCCAUGUCUCUGACCAGGAGUUGCAGAGCGCCAAUGCCUCUGUUGCUGACUUUGAGAAGGAUGAUGACAGCAACUACCAUAUGGAUUUCAUUGUAGCUGCAUCCAAUCUCCGGGCAGAAAAUUAUGACAUUUCCCCUGCAGACCGACACAAGAGCAAGCUGAUUGCAGGGAAGAUCAUUCCAGCCAUCGCCACAACCACAGCAGCCGUGGUUGGCCUGGUGUGUCUGGAGUUGUACAAGGUGGUACAAGGGCAUCAACACCUUGAUUCCUACAAAAAUGGAUUCCUCAACUUGGCCCUGCCUUUCUUUGGCUUCUCUGAACCCGUUGCUGCGCCUCGCCACCAGUACUAUAAUCAAGAGUGGACCUUGUGGGAUCGCUUUGAGGUACAAGGGCUACAACCUAAUGGUGAGGAGAUGACCCUCAAACAGUUCCUUGAAUAUUUUAAGAGUGAGCACAAAUUGGAAAUUACUAUGCUGUCCCAGGGUGUGUCCAUGCUCUAUUCCUUCUUUAUGCCAGCUGCCAAGCUCAAGGAGCGGUUGGAUCAGCCGAUGACAGAGAUUGUGAGCCGUGUGUCGAAGCGAAAGCUGGGCCGUCAUGUGCGGGCACUGGUGCUUGAGCUGUGCUGCAACGACGAGAGCGGCGAGGAUGUUGAAGUUCCUUAUGUACGAUACACCAUCCGCUGAGGCCACCCUCCCCCUGCCCCCUAAGCCCACUCUAGACCAGCCCUUCUCAAGCCCCUUGUAGCCCAGGGCUCCUAUCCUCUGGCAGUGGCGUACGGAGCUAAGCCUGGAGUCUCCUUCACCUCUUCCCGGAACCUUUCCUCUUGCCGCUUCGUCCCACCUUGUUUGGAAUCUGAAUCCUAAUAAAGAAUUAUUAACCCA
Echinops telfairi (small Madagascar hedgehog) is the source of this 3384-nucleotide messenger RNA. It is a transcript of the gene UBA1, whose product is annotated as ubiquitin like modifier activating enzyme 1. The record is from RefSeq and is a predicted model, not a curated record. Gene Ontology annotation, cellular component: cytoplasm; SUMO activating enzyme complex. The transcript is spliced from 26 exons. The coding region runs from base 85 to 3186 and encodes 1033 amino acids. Gene Ontology annotation, molecular function: SUMO activating enzyme activity. NCBI's taxonomy places the organism in Eukaryota, Metazoa, Chordata, Mammalia, Afrosoricida, Tenrecidae. Gene Ontology annotation, biological process: protein sumoylation.